Adineta ricciae is the source of this 393-nucleotide messenger RNA. Lineage: Eukaryota; Metazoa; Rotifera; Eurotatoria; Adinetida; Adinetidae. The record is from the annotation of a GenBank genome assembly.
AUGCCUUUUACUGGUACUGUACAUCGAAGUACUCCAAUAUUUCAUUUUCAUCCACCGUUGUCACUACACCGCACAGUUGCUCGGUUUCCCAUCCGACAACGGCCAAGAGUUGCGCCAACAGUUUUACCGAUCCUUCAACCACCUGCAUUCUGUAAGAAGUCCGAUUUUAUCUAUGAAGAUGGAGAGGACCAACAGCAACAUGCGGAAACACACGAUCAGCUAGCGAUUAUGCACACAAAUCAUACGAAAAAGCAAUCGCAACAAAUAGCAAUUCGCAUUCCCGCUUUCAUUCCCCAGCAAAAUUACCCUAAACAACCGUUAUUAUGUUUAACUGCUCGAGCCGCCCGUCGAAUGGAAGCAAGAUAUCCGCCGCACUUUUUUUGUAUUCGAUAA